CCUUCAAGACACGAAGUAAACGAAGUAUAAUUUCUGUAGUAACCAAUGCUAUAAAAACACUGAAGACUGAUUAUUUCUUUAAAAAAGAUACAUCUUGCCACUAUCAAAUGAGAAGCCAAGCACUAAAAUAUUUCAGGCUUUAUUUUAAAGGCAAGUGAGACUGCUUAAAAUAAUUUCAAGCUUCCACGGAACAGUAAAGAGAAAGCAGAGACAAGCAGAAACACCCCUUCACUAACAUACCGUUGCCAUGGACCUACAUAAGCAGUGGGAGAACACAGAGAUCAACUGGCACAAGGAAAAGAUGGAAUUACUGGACCAGUUUGACAAUGAAAGAAAAGAAUGGGAAAGUCAAUGGAAAAUUAUGCAAAAGAAGAUAGAGGAGCUUUGCCACGAAGUAAAGCUUAGGAGGAAAAUGAACAUUAAUGAACGUGCUAAGAUCCUUAAUCAAAAGGCCACUCAAGAUAAAAUGGUGGAAUGUUCUCCAAGUUAUCUCAGAUUGGGUCAAUGUGAAUUUACAGGAAUGAAUCACAGAGAUGGUUUGGAAAAAGAAAAUAAAACAGAGCAGAGUUUGCCAAGUGAAGCACAUCAAAUUUGUAAGGAAGAAAAAGCAACCAAAAAAUCAAAAGUGGGGUUUCUGGAUCCUUUGGCUACAGAUAACCUAAAGGAAUGUGAGGAUUUUCUUAACCUAAAGACUUCUAAGGAAGAAAGCAAGAGUUGUUGUGGUGCCCUGAACACAGCUCUUGAAGAACUUGCCAAAGUUAGUGAAGAUUUAUGCAACUUUCAAGAGGAAAUUCGAAAACGGUCUAACCACAGACGGAUGAAGUCAGAUUCUUUUCUGCAGGAAAAUCCAAAAAUUAAUGUACCUGAUGGAAACAUGAUGAGUAACAAUGACCAGUGCUUUCUUUCAGUCAACUUAGAAAAGGAAAAACAACAAAAUAGAAAGAAUCUAUGUUGUACUGAUGUAGUCCAAAGCAAUCCUAUGAAGAUAUGUGGAACUGAUAUAACUUCUCUGCAAAGAAAUGAAACUCCACCUCUUCCCCCUCCAAGAAGCACUUCUCGAAAUUUUCCCAGUUCAUAUUCUGAACAAAUCCGUGAAAGUUUGAAAGAAAAUUUAGACUACAAUAGCUGGAUAUCCCAAGAGAGUAAAAGUGAAUGGAAUUGCAGUCCUCAUAUUCCUUUGGGUCACAGUAAAAUGCCUGUAUACCUAAAUGAAGGGAAGACUUCAAAAAAUUGUAUCAAGUAUUCUUUAGCACCAGAAACCAAAAAAGAUAACAAACCUCUAUAUAAUGAAAAUGUUGGACUUAGUAUGUGGUCAUGUGACUUUGAGAUGGGAUCAAAAAAUAAUCCUGCAUCAUGGUUUCAGAAAACCUGCUCUGCUCCCAGUAAACUAAAAUAUGAAAAAGUGAUCCCAGACCACCCUGUUAAAUUUCAUCCUGAUCUUCACAUAAACAAUGACUGCAGUUCUUCAGUGAUACAGAACAGUGACCCCCAUAGAAAUUUUAGUUGUGGCUUUGAAAGGACUAGAAGGAAUGAAAAGCUGGCAGCAAAAACUGAUGAAUUUAACAGAACUGUAUUUAGAACAGAUAGAAAUUGCCGUGUAGUGGAGCAAAGUCAAAGCUACUCCAAGUCAUCUGAUGAUCUUAAGCCUUGUAAUACCUUGAUUACUCACACUGGUCACAAAUCAGAAAAUAACAUUGCGUCUGAUAUUUUGAAGACCUGUGCCCACAUGCCUGUGUCCAGGGAAAAUGUGCCUCAUAAUCUCACCAGAAAGUCUACAACAGGCCUGGUCAGACAAGUACAGGAACAUGUAAAUUCUAGCAGUUAUCGGAAUACGCUCCAUGAGCAUGACUGGCGACCAAGUAAUUUGUCUGGUCGACCAAGAUCUGCUGACCCCAGGUCAAAUUAUGGUGUUGUGGAAAAGCUUCUGAAAACCUAUAAGACAUCAACAGGAUCUGCAAUGCAUAAUUCUAAAUGUUCACAGGAUAAUUGGACCAAAUGUAAUUAUGAUGUCUUUGGUGGGGCCACAUCAAGUCAGCAUUUAGAAAUGCCCCCACUCGAGCAAGACCUUCAACAGAAAACAUCUGUCAUGUGUGGGCCACAACAAGUGAUGCAAGGAAUAGAUUGGGAAAAAAAUACAGAGGACUCCAUGAUUGUGAAAUCCUUACAAGGAAAAGGAUUUUCCCGACCUGCUAGACCAGCUAAUCGUCGUCUCCCUUCCAGAUGGGCAUCAAGAUCUCCAUCAGCACCCCCUGCCUUGCGGAGAACAGCUCACAGUUACACAAUUUCUCUGCAAUCUGAAGCUUCGAUGGUCUAAGUCUCUAGUCUGGAUUGCCAAGAUUAAAAAAGUCCCAAUUGCCAAAAAGAGCCUUCUUAGUGUUUACAACAAGUACUUUAUCUUUCAAGAUCACUGGGACAAUUGAAAUCGUAACUUCCCAUCAGUCUUCAGU
Messenger RNA from Sorex fumeus (smoky shrew), 2447 nucleotides. Its product is annotated as KIAA0408 ortholog. The record is from RefSeq and is a predicted model, not a curated record. Lineage: Eukaryota; Metazoa; Chordata; Mammalia; Eulipotyphla; Soricidae. The coding region runs from base 248 to 2314 and encodes 688 amino acids. The transcript has 6 exons.